Meleagris gallopavo (turkey) is the source of this 3032-nucleotide messenger RNA. The record is from RefSeq and is a predicted model, not a curated record. Lineage: Eukaryota; Metazoa; Chordata; Aves; Galliformes; Phasianidae.
CCUCUGUCAGCCCCCUGUUAUAGUCUUCUCCCUGUGGCCAGGCAGGGCACACACACAGAACUCCCAGUCUUUGCUAUGUGGGGGCACCCUGUGCUGGUGAGGUGACAGUGUUAACAGCUUUCUCUCUGCCCCCAGAUCUGGAGAGAACAGGACCACCAUGCACAAGUGUUACACAUUCCUCAUCUUCAUGGUCUUGCUGCUGCCCUCACUGGGCCUGAGCAGCUUGGAUGUGUUUUUCCGCUGGCUAUUUGACAAAAAAUUCCUUGCUGAAGCUGCAGUGCGAUUUGAGUGCGUGUUCCUGCCAGACAAUGGCGCCUUCUUUGUCAACUAUGUCAUCGCCUCUGCUUUCAUUGGGAACGCCAUGGACCUGCUGCGCAUCCCUGGCUUGCUCAUGUACAUGAUUCGCCUUUGCCUGGCCCGCUCAGCCGCUGAACGGAGAAACGUCAAGCGACACCAGGCCUACGAGUUCCAGUUUGGGGCCGCUUAUGCGUGGAUGAUGUGUGUAUUCACUGUGGUCAUGACCUACAGCAUCACCUGCCCCAUCAUUGUCCCCUUUGGGCUCAUGUAUAUGCUGCUCAAGCACCUGGUGGACCGCUACAAUCUGUACUACGCCUACCUACCUGCCAAACUGGACAAGAAGAUUCAUUCAGGUGCUGUGAACCAAGUAGUGGCAGCCCCCAUCUUAUGCCUCUUCUGGCUUCUCUUCUUCUCCACCAUGCGUACAGGGUUCUUGGCCCCAACUUCUAUGUUCACUUUUGUGGUUCUUGUGAUCACCAUUGUGAUCUGCCUAUGUCACGUCUGCUUUGGGCACUUCAAAUACCUCAGUGCUCACAACUACAAGAUUGAGCACACAGAGGUGGAUACCACAGAAAGUAGGCAGAACGGGAGACCUGCCACCAACCUGCCAGCUCCCAAAUCCGCUUAUAUCGCCCAAGUGCUGCAGGACUCCUCCCCAGAGGGCGAAGCAACUGAGUCGGAGGAGCAGGGAUCACAGGAUGAGGAGCUCAUCACUACCGAUGGCAUGAAUGACACGGAUUUCCAGUCGUGUGAGGACAGCCUGAUAGAGAAUGAGAUCCACCAGUAGGGACUGCAGAGGGAGGGCAGGAGGGAGGGAAGGAAUGGAGUCCCAGGAGCAGGGCAGGCUGCGCCCACUGCAACCGGGAGAGAGAAAGCGAAGGGAGUGCAGAGCUGAGGGGGCCAGCCGCUCCUCUCGCCCACCCCCAGGGCCACUACCUUCAGCGAGGGCAGGGGCCCUGCUGCCAGCUCUCCAUUUCCCUGCCUCCACUGCUGCGCUGCCUGGCCCCUCUGCGGGCUUGCUCCUCACUCACUACCUUCAUUAAUGCGUACCCAGACUGUAAACCGCUAGAGGCUGAGGAGGAGGGAGACUGUGACCCUACCGGCACUUCAGGAGUGGAGGGAGGCCAGGUGCUUUAUUGGAGGGGUCUCAGGCCAAGGGGCUCCUCUAGUGUUUUCUGAACUGCUCCCUCUGUCCCCUGUCCUCCUGGCAAGGAAUGCAAACACUAAUUUAUUAGAUUUACAGGAAGAUGAUGAACAAAAAGCUUUAAUCAGUGUAUUGGAAGAUGGGGUGGCUUUGUGCCACGUGCCCAAGUAGUGCUGCCUUCCCUUCUCCCAUGUUCCUCGCUCAGCCUCUUGUGGCAUCCUCUGGGUGUGACAUCCUAGGCGCUAGGGGGUGAGGAUGGUGUCCCUCUCUUCUUCCCCCCGUGUGUGCUGGGAAGACUGGUUGAACCCAGGAGAGCAGCACAGGGCAGCCCCUCACUGGGUGGGGGGUGCUGAAGGUGCUCUCACAGGCAGGAGGCGCAGGCAGCCUCUCCCCCACAAGUGCAUCCCCCUCCUUACCCAGGUGCACAGGUGGGGGGUUGCAGCAUCAUUUUAAGUGGCAUUUUUUUGCACAUUUUCCUUCUCUUUCAAACACAAAUCAACCUGACCUCUGUAUGGUACUGCAGUCCUCUCUGCUGCCUGGUGUCUAUGGAGCAAGGCUAGGCACAGGGGAACUGUACUGCGGAGCUGCUGGGUGCUAUGGAGAGGGAAGAAAGGGGUCUGGACCAUAACAUCCUCAGCACCUUGCAGCGAUGGGCUGCUUCACCUGCCCAGGGCUCUUUCUUCCUUGCCUCUGACUUUGUCCUCUCUCUGGUGAUAGCUGUGUCUAGGCAGAGAGGGGGCAGGAAGGACUGGGAGAGGGGCCUGGACUGCCUGAAGUGGAGUGCAGGCAGGAGAGGCAGAUGAGCCCCUGGCACUCUUGCUUGGAGGUUCUUGUGAGGAGGUUUCUGGUUAGCAUCAGUGGCUCUUAAUUGCUUUCCCCCUCCCCUUGUGUAAAAUGUAAAGGAAAAAUAAUCUCCCUGCUACUGAGCUAUAUUUAUUUCCCUCAACCCCCUGCCACCAUCCUCUUUGGUGCUCAUUGCUGAUACUGCUCCCUUCACUCCGCCCGUUGUGGGUGUGCUCUGGUUUCUGGAGCUGAACCCAGCCACCCUCUGGGCUCCCUCAGACCAGGAGGAAGGGGACAGUCAUUUACCUUUCCAAUCACCAACACAGGCCCUGGAGCUCAAAGCACUUUAUGGACCUGAACAACUGAAGCAUUCUGCUGUGGAGAAAGGUGAUCAUUGGCACUGGCUUUUCUCCCUCUUGCUCUUCUUUAGAGGAGUGGAUUCCACUCUUCAAGGCUGCUGUGUGAAGGAUGGAGCUGCCUUUCCUCUACAUCUCUCUAUAGGACCCCAAGCCCAGAGGAAAGGGGGGGCUGAGGUGAAGAAUUGUGGGUCCUGGAGCAAUGGAGAUGGAGAACACACAAGUGGGGAGAGCCACAAUAUUUGUAACAAAUCUCCUGCAGGAAAAGGCUCAACGGUAUUGGUUGGUGGUCUGUGUCCAUGCCCCUACCCCAAGAUGCAGGCUGGAGGCUGGCUGGGUGCUCCAGCCCUGCUGUUGGGAUGCUGCUCGUGGAGGGCUGGGUUGGGUUUGGCACUGUCUGUGUAGAGAUGUGUAUAAUACCCUGUAUAUAUUUGUGUACAAAAGGAGGAAAA